GGGGUCUAAGCAAACUUCGCUAAAACCCUAAACGAACAUAGACACUCUCUUUCUCUCGUUGUACAUCAAUGGCGACGCCGUCGUUGGACGAAGAAACAACUAAGAAUGUGAUACGACAAGUGGAGUUCUAUUUCAGUGAUAGUAACCUUCCUAUUGACAGUUUUAUGAGGAAAACUGUCAGCGAAAGCGAAGAUGGAAUGGUUAGUUUGGCGCUGAUUUGUUCUUUUAAUCGAAUGCGAAAGCACCUUAAUUUGGGUGAUAUAAAGCCCGAUGAAGUGACUGAAGAUACUGUUAAUGCUGUUGCUCAAGCUUUGAGAAAUUCGGCUUCACUCAAGGUCUCCGAAGAUGGGAAAAAAGUUGGUAGGGCAACUGAACUUCCAAAGCCAGAAGAGGUAAUUGAGCAGGUGGAGAUAAGAACACUUGCUGCAUCACCAUUUGAAUAUGAUCUGAAGCUUGAAGAUGUGGAGACAUUCUUUGGUCAAUAUGCCAAGGUUAAUAGUGUCCGGCUGCCUCGUCAUGUUGGAGACAAAAAAUUCUUCUGUGGCACUGCCCUUAUUGAAUUCUCAUCAGAGGAAGAAGUUGAAAAAGUUACGAAGCAAAAACUAGUCUAUGCUGGGGUUGAGUUGGAAUUAAAACCAAAAAAGGAUUUUGAUGCAGAGAGAGAAAAAGAAUUAGAAGAUUAUGAAAAAUCUCGACCACCUAUGGGUUCAGAUCGUCAGAAUAACUCAAAUGCAGAAGAAAACUACCCUAAAGGCUUAAUUAUUGCCUUCAAAUUAAAGAGCACUUCAGAUGUAGUUCCAUCAGAACAAAAUGGUGUUGAUCAACAAGCGAAUGGCAAUGGUGCUGUCUCCAAAACAGAUGAAAAAAAUCCCUCUGAAAUUACUUCUGGGGAAAGUGACCAAAAGGUAUCAGGAAAUGUUGACGAUGAUGAUGAGAUGAAAGAAGGAAAGGAAACUGAAGGUGAAGAAAAGAGUCAAGAAACUGAUGAAAAAAUUACAGCUGCAGCUUACAAGGACAACAUGGAUGUUGUCUUGCGUGAGGAUUUGAAGGGUGUCUUUCAGAAGUUUGGUACAGUGAAGUACAUUGAUUUCAAGAUUGGAGAAGAGUCAGGAUACAUCCGGUUUGAAGAAUCUGAAGCUGCUCAGAAAGCUCGUGCUGCUGCAGUUCUUUCAGAAAAGGGUGGUUUGGUUGUGAAGAAUUAUAUUGCUACCCUAGAUCCAGUGUCUGGUGAGGCCGAAAGAGAAUACUGGAGCCUGCUUCGCGGUAAUCAUGAUAAGCGCCGAGGAUAUAAGAGUAACGGAGGAAGGGGAGGAAGGCAUGGUAGAGGAAGGAAACAUGCACGCGCUAGACAGAACGAAUCUGCCGUAGAUCGCCCAAAUAAAGCUCAGAAGGUUGGUGCUUCAUAAUGGAUUAUAUACUAGAGCAGUUUCGAGAACUUUUAAGAUCCCGAAGAUUUUGGUUGAACAAGCUUACUGCUUGGUCGCCUGAUGUAUUCUCAGCUACUCAAGUUUUGAUUUCAUGGUUCGUUGUAACAUAUUACAAUCUCAUUCCGUUCCCUUGCAACUUCUCUUUAUUAUAUACUGCAUUGCAUUUGUUGCUUUCUCUCUCUUUUUUUACCUUAUAAGCGUAA
Gastrolobium bilobum is the source of this 1630-nucleotide messenger RNA. Its product is annotated as la protein 1-like. Gene Ontology annotation, biological process: RNA processing. The coding region runs from base 69 to 1406 and encodes 445 amino acids. NCBI's taxonomy places the organism in Eukaryota, Viridiplantae, Streptophyta, Magnoliopsida, Fabales, Fabaceae. The transcript is spliced from 10 exons. The record is from RefSeq and is a predicted model, not a curated record. Gene Ontology annotation, molecular function: mRNA binding. Gene Ontology annotation, cellular component: nucleus.